This is a messenger RNA of Lytechinus pictus (painted urchin), 4610 nucleotides long. RefSeq names its product nuclear valosin-containing protein-like. The transcript is spliced from 26 exons. Gene Ontology annotation, biological process: ribosome biogenesis. Lineage: Eukaryota; Metazoa; Echinodermata; Echinoidea; Temnopleuroida; Toxopneustidae. Gene Ontology annotation, cellular component: nucleus. The record is from RefSeq and is a predicted model, not a curated record. Gene Ontology annotation, molecular function: ATP hydrolysis activity; preribosome binding; ATP binding. The coding region runs from base 208 to 3108 and encodes 966 amino acids.
CUCUGUAUACGUAUGUAGCGGCGUAGUCAGCUGCCGGCCUGCACAUGUUCCAGUGACAAUAGCUACUUUUUGAUUUAUGUACGGCCUGAAACCGGAAUAAAAUUAUUACUUCCUGAAGUCAUCUGAACGAAACACAAUCGAAGAAACAUCAGUCCUGUUUAGAAUUCUCAAUCUUCAAUUGUACAGUAUUUCUACUUGAAGUACAAAAUGUCUCCAGGAAAACAUUCCAGACAGAGUAAUAGUGAUCGCAAACAGUGCUCAACCAAUUACUACGGAGAUCGUUUACUUCUCAAGAGAGUACAGGAGUAUGUUGACUCCGAAUCAAAGAAUGGCUAUGUGGAUGUAGACGCCAUGGUGGAAGAUCUUCAGCAUAUUUACAAAGAGUAUGGCAGAAAGAAAAGAAUAGUCUUUAAGAAAGCUGCUGAAAAAGCUUACAAUUGCAUUGAAUCCAGGCAGUCCAGAUCUGAUCAUAAUCUGGAUGAAUUUGAGGCAAGGCAUCUGUCAAAACGACGUAAACAAGAGGACGACGCUGAGGAAGACUCAAACAGUGAUAGUUUCUCAUCUGAUAAUCCAGAUUACGUUCAGGUUCAGGAUUCCAACCUAGUCAACAGUUCCUUGAGCAACCUUUACAUGAAGAGAACCCCCACCAGCACCCCCAAAAGCCGGAGUGCUGCAUCCACGCCCCUUGCCACUCCCCUUGUCACACCCCACGCCACACCCAGGCCUUCAGACAGGGAAGAUGAUGAUCGAGACAGCAUGGAGAUGGGUACUGUGACCCUUGACCUUGCAGGGUUCAGUGACCUGAUGGAGGAUGAGGGGAAGCAGAUAUCCAGGAAGCCAAAGCUAUUGAUGCCAAAUGUCAAAAAGAAGGAGGAACCUGUAUCAGAUAAGUCAUCUCAAAACAGUAGUUUUUAUAUAUCUAAAACACCGAGCAAGAUAGACAGUAAAGAUGUCAAGACACCUAGUCGAAAAUCAUCUACCAAAGGUGAAGACGGGACGGAGGCCAGCACCAAAAAGAAACCUCGAUCCUCAGAAUCUGAAGGACCCAGUAGGAAAGGAAAGAAAAAAGUUAUUGAACCUCAGCGAUCCACAAGCACCUUUGCUGAUAUUGGAGGAAAUGAUAGCACCUUAGAGGAGGUAUGUAAGCUUCUGGUCCACAUGAGGCAUCCUGAAGUCUACCAACAACUGGGAGUGUCUCCACCCAGAGGGGUGUUAUUACAUGGACCACCAGGGUGUGGCAAGACCCUCCUAGCUAAUGCUAUCGCUGGGGAGUUGGACCUUCCGUACCUGAAGCUUGCAGCUACAGAGAUAGUGUCUGGCGUAUCAGGAGAGUCGGAAGAGAACAUCAGAGAUCUCUUUGAACAAGCACAGGCAUUAGCUCCUAGUGUGUUAUUCAUAGAUGAGAUAGAUGCUAUCACUCCCAAACGAGAGACUGCUCAACGUGAGAUGGAGAGGAGAAUAGUUGCUCAGCUGUUAGCCUGUAUGGACGAACUGAAUAAUGGAACUUCACACGUGAUGGUGAUUGGUGCGACAAACAGAGUAGAUUCUUUAGACCCCGCCCUGAGGAGAGCUGGAAGGUUUGAUCGGGAGAUCUCAUUGGGUAUACCAGAUGAGAAAGCAAGGACAAGGAUCUUACAUGUGCUUUGUCGUAAGCUGCGUCUGUCUGAUGACUUCAGUUACCACACCCUGGCAGCUUUGACCCCUGGCUAUGUUGGCGCUGACCUGACAGCAUUAUGCAGGGAAGCAGCUAUGGCUGCUGUUAAUAGGGUAUUCACCUACCUCCAAAACACAGGAAAACCAAUAUCAGAUACAACUCUCGGGACAUCACUGCAUCCUAAUGGAACUGCAUCAGCCUCUGACCAACCACGGCUACAACACACAGCAGUAUCGUCACAACAUGUCACUGCCACAUUACAAGGACAGGCAACUUCAGCAACAGAGGAGAUGGACACAGGGUCAGUCAAUGAGUUGGUUAGCGAGUCUACAAGAAGUGAUUCAGAUUUGAAGGAAUCAGAGAGUUACAAAAUGGUUCUAAGUUGGUUAAAGGAACAUCCUCCUCUUUCUGAAAGCCAGUUAGAAGGUCUCUACAUCACUAUGGAAGAUUUCAAGGUAGCGUUACCCAAUGUCCAACCAUCGGCUAAACGAGAAGGUUUUGCUACCAUACCUGAUGUGACGUGGGAUGAUGUCGGAGCUCUAGAAGGGGUCAGGGAGGAACUCACAAUGGCUAUCCUGGCCCCAGUACGUAACCCAGAAGCCUACCACGCCCUUGGCCUCACAAACCCUCCUGGUAUUCUCUUAGCUGGACCACCAGGGUGUGGAAAGACACUCCUUGCUAAAGCUAUAGCCAAUGAAUCAGGAAUCAACUUUAUUUCAGUCAAAGGUCCAGAAUUGAUGAAUAUGUAUGUAGGAGAGAGUGAGAGAGCAGUUCGCCAAUGCUUCCAGAGAGCAAGGAAUUCCUCACCAUGUGUUAUAUUCUUUGAUGAACUGGAUGCAUUGUGUCCAAGAAGAUCAGAUGUUUCUGAUUCUGGAUCAAGUGCCAGGGUUGUCAAUCAGUUGUUGACCGAGAUGGAUGGCUUAGAAGCUCGGAAGCAAGUUUUUAUCAUGGGGGCAACCAAUAGACCAGACAUUAUUGAUCCGGCAGUACUACGUCCAGGAAGAAUGGAUAAGAUCCUAUAUGUAGGAAUUCCUUCAAAUCAAGAUAGGAAAGCAAUACUCAGAACCAUCACAAAGAAUGGUUGCAAACCCAUUUUGGAGAAAGAAGUAAACUUGAACGAUCUUGCAGAAGAUUCAAGAUGUAAUGGAUUCACGGGUGCAGACUUAGCAGCAUUUGUCCGUGAAGCUUCAAUGUCAGCACUGAGAAAGGUCAUUAGGAAUGGUCUAUUAUUAGAGAGGGGUGACCCUGCUGCUUCCUCUCAGAGGGACUCAAAUGUUGUUGUCUGCAGAGAUGACUUUGAGGCAGCUUUCAGGAAAGUGAAACCAUCAGUGUCAAGAAAGGAUCGUAUCUUUUACGAGAGGAUGAGAAGCAGCGUGCUCAGGGAUGCGUCUGCAUGUGACGAGGAUGCUAUGCCAAAGAAACCUGAGGAAAGCAAUGAGGAUCCAAAGACAUGACCAUGAUCAGAAUGUCCCUUGGAAGCCAAUAGCUGGUCUGAUUCGCCCCUUUUGCAACUGAUGUUUUUUAGCACUGUUCAGUGAUUGAUGAUAAGAAUGGCUUAUGGACUUGAAUACAUUAUUGUAUAAGAGCAAAACAGAGGUUAAUGAAAGUAUGGAAAAGAAACCUAUGUGCCUUGACUGCCUGUGGAUUCUUGUGCAGUUUCAUAAAAUGAAACAUAAAAAAAACUCUAUUCUACUCAGGGUGAUGAAGAACUGAUAUGUUGAAUAAAUGGAUUCAAUAUUUAUAAAAGCAAAACACUACAAAAUAUGCUUAACAUCAUGAAUAUGCAAUAAAUGAGCUUAUGAUAUCAAAUUCUCAUCCUUUUUUCUAUAACAUGAAAUCUUAAUUAUUUCAUUUUAUUCUCAGAAGAAAAUAUCUGUUGUAUGAAACAAAGUCCGGCUCAGAUCUUACAAAUUAAAUUAUGAAUCAAUCCUAUUCUUUCAUUAUUGGAGCCGAAAAUUUGAAUUCUUGAAUUAAAUACAAAAGAAAUGUGGAAGAUGACAUCAGCUUGCUCAAUGCAUAUUCAUGAUGACAUGCAUAGAACUAUGUCACCGAAAUAAUGCAAAUAAAAGACAUGCCAAAACAUGCAAUUUUACAUCUAAAUUUGUUGAAAUUUUGAGUGUUUUGCUUGUUUAAUUCUAAUAGUACCCUUUGUAAUCAAAUCAGUUAUUUUCAGUAAAAUGUGAAAUUCAUUUUAUACAAAGUUAAGCUAGGUACCUGGAUUUUCUAUUAUUUGUGGUAUUUUGGUAUGGACUUUUCGAAUGAUUUGAGAUAAAUGUGUGCAAGAUCUUCCAAUCAUGACAUAGAUUUAUAUUGUUCAACUCUUCCUUCUGUUUUAUUCACCCCCUUAUUUUUCUCUCAAGUUUCAAUAUCUUAAUAAUUUUUACCUCAUAUUUUCUACUCAUUGUUUCUAAUGCAAAAUACAUUACAGGAAUGUAGAUAGAAAAGAAUUCAAUUUCUUAACUUUGAGGUACAAACAUUGGUGUUAAUUUUACUUAUAUUUUAUUUAGAAGUCAAACCUGUGUAUAGUGGCCACCGAAGCGAAACGGCAAUGUGGCCCAUGCUAUAGACAGGUUCACGGCCAUCUUGAAUUCACCUUGUAUUGUAGAUACUGUACAAUGUACUGGACAUACAGUAUGUGUUUUUAAACUGGUUUCAAGGGUUUCAUUCUCCUUUAAGGAAUAGCUAUUCAACCACUGUCGGAGUCAAGUUUUGGGGAAGCUUGAUUGUAGUGGCCACUAUAGAGGGUCUGCUAUUGACCAAGGGAUGCAAAAUGAGUGGCCACUGGCCGCAUUAGACUGGCCACUAUAGACAGGGUCCAAAACACAUUAAUUUCAUGUGGGGGAAUUAGAAGUGGCCACUAAGACAGGUUCAACUGUAUGCUCAAGACACUGAAUGUGAGAUUUCCCAUCAUCACCGUGAAUUGCAAUAAUUUGGCCAAUAGGGAUUUUUUUUUUUU